GGGAGGGAAGAGGCCGCAGAAGCCGAAGCCCUGACCCACCGGCAGGCAGGGGCUGCGGCGGCGCCGGUGAGUGACCCGCGGCCCAACUGGGGUCCCCAUCCUCUGUGCUCCAUCACUCUUCCUGGAGUCCAAAAAAGCCUCGGGGGUCCCCCCUCUUAUCUCGGACCCCCGUUAUCUCCACAACUCCCCUUCUUUCCCGGCAAUCCCAGCACCCUGAUAAUCUCUGCAGACCCUCAGCUUUAAUAUUUUGCUGUCCCAUUUCACCUUUAUUCCUGGACUCUCAGGGACCGUAGAGCAGACACCCACUGCCCUGGGAGCCCCCCAGCGCUCCCCUCUGAUCUGGAUGCCCCCUGUCUGCUGCAUUGCCCAGUUGGCAUCACUUCCAGCAUCGUGCAUGUUCGACCCCCUGGGCAUCCCUGAUACUCUUCGCCUGUCCUGUUGUACUGCGCCCCGUUCUCCUCUAACUCCUGCGGUGGUACCCUUUUCCCUUCCACUUUCGCUCAUUUCCCUCCAUCCUUCCAGACCGUCCGUCCCCCCGGUACCCAUCAACUCGUCCGCGAGGCACUCAGCGGCCGCGUGAAGCACAAGAUGGGCACUGGGCGGGUGUCACCUACGAGGAAGCACCUCUGAUUGCACUCAGCACCGCGCCGCUCCCAUCACCACUUUUGCACAGGGGACCAGAGGAGCCCGUGUCCGGGCGACACGGGGACACCGAGCCACCGCCAGCGCUGUUCGCCCUUUGCCCGCAGAGCCGGCGCCCCCCAUGCGCCAGGCAGCCGAUCGGUGGCGUCUGGGGGCGCCAUGGCCUCGGCGACCGCGGCGGCGGCGCCGGGCGAAGCGGAGGAGACCACCCGACUCCGCAAGCCGCGCUUCUCCUUCGAGGAGAACCAGAUCCUGAUCCGGGAGGUGCGCGCCCACUACCCUCAGCUCUACGGCGCGCAGAGCCGUCGGGUGAGCGUGGCCGAGCGGCGGCGAGUGUGGGACAGUAUCGCCACCAAGAUCAACGGCAUCACCAGCUGGAAGCGCACGGGCCAGGAGGUUCAGAAGCGUUGGAACGACUUCAAGCGCCGCACCAAGGAGAAGCUGGCUCGCGUGCCGCAUUCCACGCAGGGCGCGGGGCCCGCCGCCGAGGACGCCUUCUCCGCGGAGGAGGAGACUAUUUUCGCCAUCCUGGGGCCGGGUGUGGCGGGGCCCGGGGCUGGCGCUGGGGCUGAGGAGUCCCCGGCAGCCGCCUCUUCCCAGCCGCAGGCUUCGACCGCUAGUACACAACGCUAUGUGUUGUCAGAGGACCGCAGGCAGGAUCGACGGGCAGAUACAUCAGCCCAGAGCAAGGGAGGUUCCAGCAGCCCCGAGGCCUGGGCCCGGCCCUCUUGCAAUCCCCAGGAGGCCAAGGAGCGUGAGUCCCCGUCCCCUGCAGCCAUGCAGUCCGUCCAGCUGCCCCGCCUGGCCUUGUCUCCACCGCUCCCCACCCCUCCACCGCCACCCACGGCGCUGGCCCAAGUGGCACCUUCUUCUAGCCCAACUCCUCCUCGGCCCACCUCAGCCCCAGAGCAGUCCCUGGACUUUCUGCGGGCUCAGCAGGAGACUGCCAAUGCUAUCAGGGAGCUGGCUGGCACCCUUCGGCAGGGACUGGCCAAGCUGAGUGAGGCCCUCAGCGCCCUGCUACCCCUUUUGCCGGGAACCCCAGCUGAGCCGCUGCCCCCGCCUCCACCGCCACCGCCUCCGCCGCCACCUCCCAAGCCAGUCCUGCCACCACCGGCUCCCGCUCCCACGGUGGAGCUCGCCCCAGAGCCUGUGUCUGUGGUAGCUGCAGUUGUGGAUGGGGCUGUAGUGGCAGCCAGGGGGGUGAUCAUCUCCCCUAGGAGUGAGGAGGGGGUGCCUAAACCACCACCCCCAGCCCCACCACUGCCCCUCCACGACUCGCCCCCUCACAAAAGGAGGAAAGGGUUCCCUACACGGAAGAGGCGGGGCCGCUGGAAGUCCCCGUGAAAUCUACCCCGCGUCCACGCUCCUGCCUGCAACCCCUCUCCCUGCUUGGCGCAGUCGAGGAGGAAGAUGCUCUUUGCCUAUCCCAGCUGCACCCCAGCUUCCUGCUCUAGGGGAGUGAGCACCCCCACUUCCUGUGCUAGUUAGUGCCUGAUUCUCCGGGUGAGCCCCGGGUGGACCCCCUCAGUCCCUUUCUCUGGUACAGUGGUGUCCACCUGACUGCCUCCUGUGACCCCAACUUCUAAGCCAUCGAUUUUAUGUUACUAUAUUGCCCUUUGUGGGGUGGAAGAGGAGCCUUCUGGCUUGGCGGGCGACGUGCUCCUUUGCCUAAUGGUUGGCUGUUCAUGACUUGAAGAGAAGCAACGUGUGGGGGCCCUCCCUCUCCCCCAGCCCGAACUUCUUUGGGAGGGUUGGAAGUUGCUAGACAAAUCAGAAUGUGGAAGACAGGACUCAGAGGAGGAGGAGGCAGAACCCUGACUGGGGAGGUAUAGGUUGGGUCCUCCGCCUCCCACUGCUGCCAGGUGUGUCUGACCUCCGGAGCUCGCCCCCCACCCCUUUUCUCCUCAGUGCUGACAAGAGGUCAAUAAACUUAUUUUC
Messenger RNA from Apodemus sylvaticus (European woodmouse), 2583 nucleotides. RefSeq names its product Myb related transcription factor, partner of profilin (gene Mypop). The coding region runs from base 802 to 1989 and encodes 395 amino acids. The record is from RefSeq and is a predicted model, not a curated record. NCBI's taxonomy places the organism in Eukaryota, Metazoa, Chordata, Mammalia, Rodentia, Muridae. Gene Ontology annotation, cellular component: nucleus. Gene Ontology annotation, biological process: regulation of transcription by RNA polymerase II. The transcript has 2 exons. Gene Ontology annotation, molecular function: DNA-binding transcription factor activity, RNA polymerase II-specific; RNA polymerase II cis-regulatory region sequence-specific DNA binding.